Messenger RNA from Meloidogyne enterolobii, 258 nucleotides. Lineage: Eukaryota; Metazoa; Nematoda; Chromadorea; Rhabditida; Meloidogynidae. The record is from the annotation of a GenBank genome assembly.
AUGUUAUUAAACAAUUCAAUAUGCUAUUUUUUAGCUUCUAUUAUGCUUCAUGCUUCAGAAAGCAAUUGCGAAAAAUAUUCUCAUAACGGCUUCUGUUAUGUGAAGGAUAAAGGAAGUGCGGAUGAUGAGCGUAUAUUUUGGCGAUGUGAUGAGAAAGGUAAUGGCUCUAAGGUUUAUUCGGCUUGUCACGCAGCAUAGCUAUUCAUCAACUGGUAGACAAUUGUGUUUUCUCAAUUCUGGUCGUUUUAAUAUUUCGUU